Molecule: messenger RNA, 453 nt
Organism: Plasmodium vinckei vinckei
Lineage: Eukaryota; Apicomplexa; Aconoidasida; Haemosporida; Plasmodiidae
Product: conserved Plasmodium protein, unknown function
Exons: 1
Coding region: 1-453 (150 amino acids)
Biological process (GO): maturation of 5.8S rRNA; regulation of gene expression
Cellular component (GO): exosome (RNase complex); nucleolus
Molecular function (GO): DNA binding; RNA binding
Source: RefSeq, a predicted model, not a curated record
AUGAAUAAAAAUAUAAAUGAUAAGUCCCAGACAUGUGAAAAAGGAGAUAAUAUCGAAAUUCUUAAAACUUUGGAUCCAAUAAUUAAAGAAUUUCAAACUAAUUUUAGAUUAAUUAAUUCCAAUUAUUCAUUAACAGAUUUUGAAAAUGUACUAAAUCCUAUUGAAUAUGCUGAAUUUAAUUCAUUUUUGGCAUAUUUUAUUUGUUCUCUUUUUUAUUCAUAUUUAAAAAUAUCUGGAAAUUUAAUAAAUAAUGAUCAUCCCAUUAAAAAGGAACUAAAAAAAGUUCAAUUGUUAAUGAAAGAAAUAAAAGAAAAAAAUCAGCAAAGUAAUAAACAAAAUAAUCAAGAAAAGCAAACUAUCAAACUUAAUAAAGAUGCGACAAAGAGAAUAAUCGAUUCUUGUGUUUCUUAUAACAAUGAUUUAAAAAAAAGAAAAUAUAAAGAAGAUGAAUAA